Messenger RNA from Sodiomyces alkalinus F11, 1692 nucleotides. RefSeq names its product PAP2 domain protein. The record is from RefSeq and is a predicted model, not a curated record. The coding region runs from base 1 to 1692 and encodes 563 amino acids. Lineage: Eukaryota; Fungi; Ascomycota; Sordariomycetes; Glomerellales; Plectosphaerellaceae. Gene Ontology annotation, cellular component: endoplasmic reticulum membrane. Gene Ontology annotation, molecular function: sphingosine-1-phosphate phosphatase activity. The transcript is spliced from 4 exons.
AUGGACAAGCCCUUGAAAGGGCAGUCCGCCAAUGCCGUCCCCGAUGCAGGACUGAGGAGUCUGAAUCACUACAAAAUGAUCCUACCGACCUGGCGAUACAACCUCCGACAGAGUAUUCUACCACUGAUCCGAUGGGAGACCCCCUACCUGGCCUGGCUACAAGACAAGGCCCGCAGCCCCGCGCUGGACAGUUACUUCGCCAUUACCGCAAACCUGGGCACACAUACAUUCUUCAUGGUCAUGCUGCCCAUUCUGUUUUGGUGCGGGUCUCCUUCGUUCGGCAAAGGACUCGUUCAUAUUCUUGCCUCGGGCGUCUUCUUCACGGGCUUCGUCAAGGACCUCUUCUCCCUCCCCAGACCACUAUCGCCACCUCUCCAACGAAUUACAAUGUCGGGUUCUGCCGCUCUCGAAUACGGAUUCCCUUCCACCCAUAGCGCCAAUGCCGUCUCCGUUGCUGUGUACUCCAUCCUGCUCCUCCGCAGCCCCGGGAACACCAUGUCCGAUACGACGAAGCUGCUGCUGGAGGGGGUCUCUUAUUUCUAUGCCUUGUCCAUCGUGGUGGGCCGUCUGUAUUGUGGUAUGCAUGGCUUUUUGGACGUCAUAGUCGGUUCCAUUCUCGGCGCCGCCAUUGGCCUGGUCGAGUUCUACUACGGGCCCCCGCUCGACGCGUACAUGCACGCUAGUUCGUGGGUGGCGCCUGUGCUGGCGGCCCUGGUCAUCAUCGUUCUUGUCCGCAUCCACCCGGAACCGGCGGACGACUGUCCCUGCUUCGACGACAGCGUGGCCUUCGCCGGCGUCGUCAUCGGCCUCGAGUUCGGCACCUGGAGUUAUGGGCGCAUACCGGGUGACCCCUUCGAUACCAACGCGCACGGCGUGAGGUCGCAGGACAUCGCCGCCUUCGGCCCCGUCGUCUUCAUCGCCCGGAUAAUUUUCGGCGUCGCCAUCGUCUUCGCCUGGCGGGAGGUCAUGAAGCCCACGCUCCUCCGGGCCCUGCCGCACCUUUUCCGCCUCAUCGAGCGCGCGGGGCUCUCGCUGCCGCGUCGGUUUUUCAAGCGCGCCUCCGAAUACAAGUUCGUCCCGCCCGGUUCGCGCAUGGACACGCUCCUCCCGUCGAUGCGGGACCUGCCCCGGGCCGUCGAGUCGAUCCGCAACCCGACGAAGCGAGGGCGUUCCGUCUCCAUAGGGCCGCAGAGCGCCGCGGACGCUUACGAGACGCUCGCGUACCGGGAGCGGCGGCGGCGGGAGAGCAUGGAGAGUAAUAACGGCAGCCUGCGGAGCAAGGGAAGCAUGUUCGAGCUACGCGGGGGAGGACGUGGUGGUCCUGUUCCUGACCUGGACGGCAACGGCAACGGCAACGGCAACGGCAACGGCAACGGCAACGGCGCCACGGCCUCGGGUGUGCAUGGGCCCGGAGCCGGGACGCUGGGCGAAUACGAGAAGAAGAUGGGAAGGGGGGGUGUGCUGGGGCAUCCGGACGAGGAGGGCUCAACCCAGUUUCCCACUCUGGCGCAGGAGGCGGCAGAGGAGAAAGAGAUGUUCUCGCGGUUAGUACGACCGCGGGUAAGGUAUGAUGUUGAGGUGGUGACGAAGUUGGUGGUGUAUGCAGGAAUUGCAGGGCUCGGUGUGGAAGUGAUCCCCUUGCUUUUCGAAUUCGUGGGUUUGGGUUCCCUACAUCUUCAGAAUACGGCGUAA